Molecule: messenger RNA, 2022 nt
Organism: Penicillium digitatum Pd1
Lineage: Eukaryota; Fungi; Ascomycota; Eurotiomycetes; Eurotiales; Aspergillaceae
Product: putative exonuclease
Biological process (GO): DNA recombination; DNA double-strand break processing; mismatch repair
Cellular component (GO): nucleus
Molecular function (GO): protein binding; 5'-flap endonuclease activity; 5'-3' DNA exonuclease activity
Source: RefSeq, a predicted model, not a curated record
AUGCUUCUUUUCUUUGGGGUGAAACCCUACCUCGUUUUCGAUGGAGACAAUCUGCCCAGCAAGGCAGGGACCGAACAGGAUCGCUAUAAGCGACGUCAGGAAAGCAAGACCCUUGGGCUGGAGUUACAACGGAAAGGCAAGAUGCCAGAAGCUUACCAGGAGUUCCAAAAGGCCGUCGAUGUAACACCCUACAUGGCCCGGCAGUUGAUCGAGGAACUGAAGCAGAUGAAUGUGCAAUAUGUGGUGGCCCCGUAUGAAGCAGAUGCCCAGUUGGUGUACCUGGAGCAACAGGGUGACAUUCACGGAAUCAUAUCCGAGGACUCGGACUUGCUUGUUUUUGGGGCAAAGCGAUUGAUCUCCAAAUUGGAUCAGCACGGGGAGUGCAUUGAAAUAAAUCGCGCUGAUUUUACUGCUUGCCGCGAGGUUAACUUGGUUGGUUUCAGUGAUCCAGACUUCAGAAAUAUGUGCAUUUUGAGCGGUUGUGACUACUUGGCAAAUAUUCCCAAACUGGGACUGAAGACUGCCUACCGGAUCAUUCGCAAACAUCGAAAUGUUGAAAAAGCCCUGCGCAUGCUCCAAUUUGAUGGCAAUUUCCGAGUCCCAGCAGACUACCUUGCCAACUUCAAACAGGCUGAGUUGACCUUCCUCUACCAGCGAGUCUUCUGCCGCAAAGCUGAAAAGCUAGUGACUCUGACUUUACCUGAUGAUGAUGUGAAUUUGGCCGUCCUGCCAUAUAUCGGCGCCGAUAUGGAGCCGCAAAUUGCCGUUGGAGUUUCUCGUGGCGAUCUGGAUCCAACUACUAAGGAACCAAUCACUCUAAAGCCACUAGCCGCAAAUCGAUGGACUCUUGGCAUCAGUCGCCGACUGACAUUGGGUACUUCCUCUGAGUUGAAGCCCAAAAAGUCCAUCAACUCAUUCUUCACCCCGAAGAGGACGCCGCUGGCCGAGCUGGACCCUAAUAGCCUGACCCCGUCUCCGAGCCAGCAACGACUCCUGGAGCGCAAUGCAAACAACACCUGGCAGGCCAAUGCGGCGCCCUUCCGCUCCAACUCGGUCAGAUCCACACCUCUCAGAGCCUUUUCUGACCAAGGCCUUAGCCCUAUGGUUCGGAGUGUGGAACGCUCAUCAUUCUUGGCCCAAAGUGCCAAGUCGUCGACCUUGCAGUGUACAAAGAGACAGAGACUUUGCUCUGAGGUUGAAGGAGAUUCUCUACCUGCUUGUUCCCCUGCUCGUAGUCGGUUUUUUGCUCCUACUUCAGAACAGGAUAGCCCCAGUGGCCAAAAGCCCUUUCGGUCAAAACGGUCACGCAAAUCAGUAGGCGGUGUCUUCUCUGAUGAAAUGGCAGAAGAUAUCAUGUCCAGAAUUCCAGAUCCCAGUACUACGCCUUCGUCUGCUGAGUCUAGACGCAAGAACAACCUUGAGAUAUCUGGCAAGCCCAGUGAAGUUGAAACUCCUCCUAGCUCCAUCUCCAACAAAGCCGUGAUGACCGAGAACCUCGAAACAUCUCAGGACAGUCCCGGGGAUGCCACACCGAGCUCCCCAGGUUUCAGUCAGGCUCUUGACCAUCACGUUGACCGACAAAACUCAAAUGUACUGUCCAAGUUUACUUUUCAAGCGGGGCAAAAGCCCGACACAGCCGCAGCCAACUCUAUGACGACUAAGACUCCUGCGGUUCAGACUUCUCAACGACCUUCAAUGCCCUCGACCCCCAGAAGCCCAGCCGCGAUUGCACGGAGCAACUUGUUUCAACGACGCCUGACGCCACUCCAGCGGAUGGGGCAAUCCGCUCUCCGUCGAUCUAACACCAUCAACAUUCCUACUAAACUCCGGGAUGCCGAAGCCUCUGAACCUCUGAUUGAAGCUUCUUCUCCUGUUACACGCAAAUGGUCCUCUUUUGCGGGAACCCAAGGCAGCGAAGAUCUGAUUGUCCCGGACAGUGAGGAUGAUGAAGACGAGGAUGAGCCAAGCACAGGGCACUUUACUACUCUUGAUCUCAAACGCUUUUCUUUCGCCGCAAAGUAG